CGCAGAGUUACAUGUAGUCAUAACUGAAAUGCACUUCUAGGCCUGUGAUUUCCCCUGCAUUCUUUCCAAUUUUACUGCCUCCUUUUGGACCAUUUCGACCACAUCAUAAGGAGGAGCGCGAAGUGUCCUUUGAUUUUAACAGAAUCGCAACUUCAUAACCCAAGGCCUAGAAAUCUGUCAAGAUCUGCAUCAACAGGUACUUUUCCAGUCACGAUGUAAAACCAAUGGAAGCUGCAUGACGAUGUCUCAGGCAGAUGAGAUAGGAAGUACAAGUUCCCUCGAGAGAAAGUACUGCGAGAUCAAGUUCCACCUUCAGUUAAGACAAAAUAAACCCGGGAUGUCCUCGACACUAGUGGAAACAGUCUCCAUCAACUACGAGGACUUCAACGAUAGUUUCCUGACAUGCGGGACAUGUCUGUGCACGUACGACGGCCAGGAACACAACCCGAAACUCCUACCAUGUUCACACACCGUUUGCCGAAACUGCCUCGAGCGCAUAGCCGAAGCUUCAACUCGUGAUACGGGAACAUUUCGUUGUCCGAUAUGUCGGGAAACCAUCACAAUCCCUCGCGGAGGAGUCAUUGCCUUUCCUCCGAGUUUCAUCGUGAAUCAGCUCCUGGACCUCAUGGCGUCCCAGCGACGUGACGUCAUUCCAAAAUGUUCGAACCACACAAGCCAGGAGCUGUUAUUCUGCGAGUCAUGCGAUACUGUGUUCUGUAACAUAUGCACAGGCGGAAACCACAAUGGUCGUGGGGCCAGCGAGCAUACCGUCAUACCAUUUUCGAUUGCGAUAAAACGCAUGUCUGAGAUACUACUUUACAAGGCACACCUAUGUAUACGUAACCUAAACACUGCCUGUGAAAUCGUUGGGGAUGAGAUGACCAAGCUAGAAGACAGUGUCGACCGCACGAUGGACUCGGUGAAUCGGUCAUUCCAAGAUUUGAUUGGUGCGGUCGAUAAACGGCGUCACGAUGUUCUUCAGAUGGUGAAAAAGAUCCGCGAUGAGAAGAAGAGGGUCCUAAAGGAACAGCUAGAUCUGAUUCAGACAGAAAAAUCGAAGGUCCAAAACGAAUGUGAAGGAUUGCAGUACCAAGUCGAGGUACGAAACAUCACAAAAAAGAUUGGCGAUCUGAAUGAGAAGUUAGAUGCGCUUAGUCUAUUGUCAGAGCCACGGGAAAAUGCCUUCAUGAAGUUCGAUUACAAGCACAAUAAUGCACUACAGGGUAUUGUAAGCGCGAUGAAUAAUUUCGGUCGAAUACGCAUCAGUACGACAUAUCCAGCCUUAUCCACUGCCCAUAUUCGGAAAGCUGUGACGCACCUGAAAUCGUCGGUUCUGAUAACCACUGUGGAUUAUCACGGGAAUCCUCGCACCACUGGUGGCGACCCCAUUCAUGUUGAAUUACGCAAUGAGAAGAAUGAAUCUCUGCAAGUCAGAUUGACAGAUUCGGACGAUGGUACGUACAAAAUCUCAUAUACAGCUUUCACGAGCGGGAAACACAGGCUGUCUGUCAACAUCUUUGAUCGACCUAUCAAGGACAGUCCAUUCGUGAUAGACAUUUCUGAGCACAACAAUCCUGUGGCUAGAUUUGGAAGUCGUGGCACUAACAUUUCAAAUUUCGUUCAGCCAGUCAACGUUGUUGUGGAUCGCACUGACAAGGUGUACGUUCUGGACACUGGGAACAGUCGCAUCAAGUGCUUGAACAAGGACUUUGCGUUCUUAUCUCACGUCAAUGAUACGGGUCUUGACAACCAGAGUGGCACGGGAAUAGCCAUGACACCGGGCGGACAUCUUGUCAUCGUCAACUGGCGUACAAAAUACGUUACGGAAAUCUCACCCGAGGGUGAACUCGUCAACAAAUUUACGUCGCGUGAGUUCGUUGAGCCGAUCAACUUGGCCGUGAACAGCCGAGGUGACAUUAUCGUUGCAGAUAAUGGUGCAGGAAAACUAUUCGUCUUCAAUUCAUCAGGGCGCAUGAUCAAUAAGAUUGGGACCAAAGGAGACAAGCCAGGUCAGUUCAAGCUGAUGAGUUCCAUUGCUGUGCGGGACCGGGACGAGAUUGUCGUCGCAGAUAAUCGUCUACAAGUUUUCAGCCGAGACGGGAAGUUCCUGCGACAGAUUGUUGCAGAUGUCAAUGCCAAGGGUCAGUAUGGAGGUGUGACCGUGGAUCACCAGGGUUAUAUUCUCGCCACACGUACAGAAAAGGGGCGGAGCAUUAUACAAGUGUUUGCGCCUGACGGGAAGUUCCAGUUUGUGAUUGACAGUUUCGACGACAAGUUGAAGCGACCAAGCGGCUUGGUGUGUACGCGGGAUGAGCAUGUAGUUGUCGUAGAUCUAGGAAAUGACUGCAUCAAGAAAUAUAGGUACAAAUAGAUGAAGUCAAGUUUAGGUGCAAUUGAGGGAUCGUUUCUGGUGUUUUGGAAAGUUAUUUUAGUCCCAAUGUUAUUUCUGAUUCUAACCACGUAAAUCACUUAUCUUGGGAUUGUACCUUCAACAAAAUAUUACGAAACGACCCUGAAAGGUUUUUAUGAGAGGAUCUGAGGUUAAAAAAAACCUGGGAAACUAUAACUGACGUUAACUGUCAUUUGGCUUAAAUAUUAUAAGGUGUGCAAUUCAAAGAGGCAAUAUAUUUUGAUACUUUCGAAUACUUGUAUUUCUCAGAUCUUUUUGGAAGUGAAAGUCAAGAGAAUGGGGUCCAUAGUAAUAUUUGUCCCAACUUGAAUGUAGGGAAGGUGACAGCUUAUGUUUUCAGUGCUAAAAAUCUGAUAUGCAGAAUCAACACUUAAUUUAAGAUGCAUGUAUGAUUGCAGCGCGUUCCUUCAUUUGAUUUGGGAUAAAUUUUACUGACAGUUGAGUUUGUACAGUUCAGACAUUUGCACUAUCUCUCUAGACAACCAAGAAUUAAUAAAGACUAGUCUUUACUAAUCCUUGAUACAACAUAUACUACUGCUACUAGGGACACAGGAAUUUUCUCUCGGUGUGAUUUUACUUGACUUGCAUCAUGUGCUCUGCGUAAAUAAGAAACUGUAUCGGUGACAUACAAUAUACAUUAAUCUUCAAUUGUCAGCUAGGUGUUGCUGUCUAAAUUAUUGUUUACAUUCAGUAUUUGCAUAUCAUGUGCUGUUCAUGUGUCAGGAUCAGCCAGGUGGAUUGAAAGUCAGUUAUUUGUUGAAAUAAAAUAUGACCAAUGUGACAAGUGUGCCACACACACAGCAAGAUGACAUAGAUCAAGUAAGUUGAUCCAUAAUUGGGAUCAUAUAUUCAAUUAUAACAUCAAUUGUCAUGUAUAUUUUGUUUGAGGAUGGUCAUCCUGACAAAUAUUAGAUCCCAUUUGACAAGUCAUAGAAUGAGGAACUUUAUUACCAGUAGGUGGCAGUAGUUAACAGUCCAGUACAUGAUAGAUUUCCAGCCUUCAAAUGUGACCCUAACCCCAUACCCGUAUUUGGAAUAUAUGGGAUUUAGUUUGCCUUUAACCCUUUCAGUCUAACUGGCUCAUCAGGUCCAAUAUGGAAAUUGACAGCACUGCUUGUACAAAGUACCAUCAUUAUCUGGCAAAAGGGUCGGGUAGCCAUUCUGUAACUCAAAGCAUCAUAUCACUUGCUUUAUACAUAAUUAGUGUGCACAUGGUGACUGGUUCAUCAAAGUAAUUUAAAACUCUCUCAUUAGCAUAUGCUAAUAUAUGUUGAUGUGUAUGUACUCACACUGCGUGCUAUAAGGAUAUGUCAAAUGGUCACAUCCUAUAAUGAUUACUCUUCACCGUAUGCUCUUCACUUAUCAGCUUAGAAACUAACGUUUCUUAGUGUUGCUUAGAAACUGGAGGUUUCUUUAAAUAGUAUAGAAUACGUUUCUACAGAUUUUUAUGGUGUUGCUUAGAAACUAGUUUUCUUCAUAGGAAUGACAUGGUUCUGUAGUGUUGCUUGGACACUACCCAUUUCUAUGGUGUUACGGAGAAACAAUGGUGUUGCUAAGAUACUGUGCUUUUGCUUGGAAAAUGUACUGUUGCUAAGAUACUGUACUGUUGCUGAGAAACUGCAGUGUUGCUUAGAAACAUGAGAUAGAUAUUGUUGCUGACUUGUUGCUUAAAUUGUUUCUAAUGUUGCUGAAUUUUAAGAAAGUGCUGAACUGCAAUGGUGACUAGCAGCUGAUGCAUUGUUGCUAAGGCAUGAAUAAAGUGUAAAUGAUGCUGCUAGAAAACACACCGUUGCUAAGGAAAAUGAUAAAAUUCUAGGUGAUAAAUAUAUGUUCAAUGUAUUUAAGAGAUGUCAGAUGUUGACCCAUCAUCAUUCACCAGCCUUGCUACAGUAAUGAAUUGGUAAAAUGUGACCAAACUUUACAAAUCUAAUGUAUUGUUGAAUUCAACCUGUCUCACAAUUUAUGAUGGUUGUCAUGGUAACUCAUGCAAUGAUGGUUCUCAUGGCAUCUCUAACACUUAAAUGGUUGUCAAGGCGAUUCAAGUCCAAAUCUUUGAUGGUUGCCAUGGCGAUUAAGCUCUAAAUUAUUAUGGUUGUCAUAAUAUGGCGAUAUUUGUCUGUAUCCCUGAUAUCAAAUCAAAAAGUCAUGUUUGGUAAUUGUUUAGAUUUUGAUCAUUUUGUAGAUAAGUUUGUCUUGUUUCCUGUUCCAUGAAUGUUGAAAGAGCUCUUUCAUGUUGUUGCUAGAUUACGAGUAAAUCAGGAAGUGUCCAUUUCAUAUGGUAUAAAAAUGAUUAAAAAUUGUGAUUUUUGAGAUAGCGUGCCAAACCUUGAAAUUUAGAAUAGCAAUAAUUUAGAAAAUUUCGAUUUUUUUUUUUUUUUGGAAAAGUUGAAAGGUAUUCUAAUCAUGUUCAGCAUCUUUGAAAGUAUAAAGAUAGUAAGACUAAGAUUCUUGGUGUUAAUAUCAUCUCAAAAUUUCUUUGAACUUUUUGCAUGAUUCUGGUGUAUGAUACAACUUAAAUGGUAAAAUACACUCCAGGUAGAUAGUAUUUAUUGGUGUACAUGUGUAUAAUCAGGAAGUAGUUUCACGACGUAACACCAGGUGGCAUAGCAAUCUAUCCAAGAAAUGCACUGUUGAAAUUUUAGUUCUUAUUAUUAUGUUUCUGAACAAUAAUAUGGCAAGCCGUUCGCUUCAAAAAGUCGAAAUGAUUUAUUUUCUAGUCGAAAUGAUUUUUUUCUAGUCAAGAUAUUUUUUUUCAAGUCAAGAAAAAAAAAUUGAAAUUAAAUUUUUUUUUCAAGUCGAGAUAUUUAUUUUUCUUCUCAUUUAAAAGUGGAAUCAAUUAAUAAAAAUUUCACUGCGAGAAAAAAAUGAUUAUAAAAAUAAAACUAGUGUUUGUAAAAUAUAAUAAUGAUACAUAAUAAAUACCGAAAUAGUGUCGAAAGUAAAAAUUUCAUACUCGAGUAAAAAUUUCAUACUCGAGAAAAUAAUCAGUCGAGCGCUACAAAAAUAAAGUCGAACAUUAUGACGUCAUCAGUUUUUGUGUACAUUGCGCGCGCCGUUCCAAUUCAACACCUGGCCAGCCGCGAUCAGGCCCGUGUGUCGUGUUAUUCUGCAAACCCUCUAUCGCGUGCAAUACCUGAUCGUUAGUGCCUUGCGUUAGUGCUGUGCAUAUGCACCAAGACCUCCGCAAAAUCUUCUGCCAAAACGGAACCGGCACCGAAGUGAUCGCAUGCACGUAUAUACAGCGCACUCAGAAUUCCUAGAAUGUCAUCUAGUAGCCUGGAACAGUUCUCUAGUUUGUUUUGAUCUAAUGAUUGUCUGGCCCUUUCAGAUCGCCGGACCAUAGCGGGACACUGACGCAGACACUCGGCAAUGUCAACAACAUCGCCUCCCGCCAUCUUGCAUACUGUAUAGGCUGGUCCCCUGCUAUGUAUAUAUGUGGGCAUUAGGUCUCACUAGCCAGUGCAAUGGCCGGGCCUACCUGGCUCCACAAAUGGCGUGACGUUAUUUCAUGCAUACCCCUGUUCAAGUGGCUGUCGACCUUGCAGUAUAUCACUCUCACACAUAAACCUAUACAUUUCUGAAUAGCUUGCCGCUUCUAGAAUACUUCUGACCAGCUUUCAUUGUUAUCAAGUAAUUCAGUCAUGAGAACAUGGGGGCAGCACAAUACAUGAGACACCCUGUACAUCGAUGAAAAUUUUGAAAAUUUCACCUUGCCGCCUUAUAACUUGACGAUUAACAUGGAUGGUGAAAUAAUAUUUUUAUAAACUUCUACUUAUCACCUUGAGAAAGCAAAAUAAUAACAAUUUUAAAUUUUGAUACCAAAAUAGGGUGUCGUUGCGGCUUUUCUUUGAGCAUUUUGACCGCGAAGUCUCACCUUGAGAACAUGUGCACUCUGACAGGAACCAGUUCAUGUCAACAUCCGAUUGAGCUAUACAUAGCAUGCGAGGCCUGGUCACUGCGGACGUGCACAGAAGAAGCUGAUAUUUUCCUCAAAUAAUCGUCAGAGCUACCUCUUCACAAAAUACCCAGGACACCGACAUUUGAACAUGCAGCAAUAGCGAUAUGAUAGGCUUAUCUGUAUCCAUGGUAAUCGCCUGAGAUUGAAGAACUUUUUUUUUAAUACUGUACACGAAAAGUGAUGACGUGAUAAUGUUCGACUUAUUUUUUCUGUCUCGAAUGUGUUUUUUUUGUUGAAUAGGAAAUUUGUCAUUUACAAUACAUUUGUAUAUAAAAAAAUUAAUGAAAAAUUUUUUUUUUUACUUAAAAAAAAAUAUGUAUAUAUAUUUAAAAAGUCGACUUAAAAAAAAACUUGUAGAAUUGAAAAAAAAUGUGUAAACUUGAAAAUACUAAUCUCAACUUUUUGAAGAAAUUCCUUGACUUGAAAUAUUUUUUCUUGACUUGAAAAAAAAAUCUCGACUUGAAAAAAAUCAUCUCGACUUUUUGAAGCAAACGGCUUGCCAUACAAUAACUCUUAAUUUGUGCCCAAAAACUUUGCAAAGUCAUAUUAUUUCAGACAUGGCUGCUCUGAUAUCAUUAUAUAAUUUGUGGUAAUUUUAUUCCCAUGAGGAUUUGUUGUCUAAGUCAAUAAGGGAUGUCAAAUGUCCAACUUAAAGCGUAUUUCAGAUUUUUUCCUCUUGCUAAAUGCUGAAAUUGACAGCUGGAACUGAAGAAUCUCUAUCACAGCUCUCUGUGAAUCUUUGAAUUUUCAAAAUUGGACCAAAAAUAAGCAUUUUUGAGGCACUUUUGUACAAGUCAGUGCUGAUCAAAGAACAGGAUUUUAACAAGAGGAGAAUUUCACACUUUUGCCUUAGCUCCUUGGCAUCCCUGGUUAAUGUUAUUUGAUGUUUUACCUAUGAUUUCAGCUUACAGUAAAGGUGCCACCUAAACCACAUGUUCCGUAAUUCUGUCAAAUUUAUUAUGUAGCAGUAUAUGUUGCACACAUUUGUUUUGUAUAUUGGUAAUUAAAAACUUAUCCACCUAUCAGUCUUCUUCUUCACGAUAUCAAAUUGUCAAACUAAUUUAGUGACUAUAACAGAUUUUGUGCACUGUAGUUUUCACUUAUCUAGAAUUCCAUAUACGCCUAAUUGUUUAAAGGGAACUAUGCUGGGAAAGUGCAUGGGUGGUGUCAAUUCGGCAUUCAGCCUGAUGUAGGUAUGGUGUCACAGUGGUGUUAAACCGAUCGACAGGGCAAAUUGGGUGUUCAUCGAUGAAAUCAACAAAGACAUGGGAAGAUGUGCGGUUUCUUGCACGAACCUAUUUUUUGAAAAGACGACAUUCGAUUUACAAGUUAUGGUUGACACAACUUAGAAAUGAGGGGCACAGUCAAUUCUGUGGAUGUGUGCAGCAAAACUCCCUAAAUUAGCAACAAUUUGCAAAGCAGGGAUCCGUGCCUGUCUGAUAUAGUCCCUUUAAAAAAGAAGAGAGCACAUCACUUCAGAUUAGUUUUGAUCUUCGUAUUUAUAGGGAUUUCAUAGUUUCUGCCAGGUUAAAUUAUGUGCAUAUUGUGCUGAAAAACAUCAUUUUGAAGAAUCGUGGACAAGUCACGUGCCAAAAUACAUGACUCUAUCAUUUAUAUUGUGUUAUAUUACUAUUAUUUGGUGACCAUGGUAGGUUGAACACACACAAUGUAACAAUCACAUCUUUCAAAAAACCUGGGAAAAUUUAAUUUAGUGUCUCUUAGGUUUGUCUUUUAAAAUGUGAUACACUUGUCGUGGAAAAGAAUUGAUCUCAACAAAUCUGAAAUUCUUAACCAAAUUCUUCGAGAUCUGAAAGUAUUGUGUGCUAACCUGACUCCUAGCUCAACUUCCUGUUAUUUAAAGCUGAACUGUUUACUGUACACUCAAAGCCACACCAUGCAAGUAUUUGCUCCAAUGUUCUUUCGAUUUGAACUAACUGCAAGUUUUUGCGAAUAUAUACUUUUUGAAAUGCUUUGAAAAAUGCAGUUUUUCCUACUUUACGCGUCAUAUUGUUUGAGGUAAACUGCCGACAAUUUGGAGUGCAAGAAUAGUAUCCAGUUCAGCUUUAAGUCGUUUCCCCCAUCUGUACAUAACAUUAUCGUCAUUAUUGUUUAAUAACCUACUUGGUGGCGUUGUGUGAUUGUCAUCUGUCUUCACCGCUAUUCGAGACUCAUGCAUAAUGUCGCAAUAAACCUGCUGAAAUCAUCAAAAUCA
This is a messenger RNA of Lineus longissimus, 8580 nucleotides long. RefSeq names its product tripartite motif-containing protein 2-like. The transcript has 4 exons. Gene Ontology annotation, molecular function: ubiquitin protein ligase activity; zinc ion binding; protein binding. Bases 236 to 2371 code for a protein of 711 amino acids. The record is from RefSeq and is a predicted model, not a curated record. Lineage: Eukaryota; Metazoa; Nemertea; Pilidiophora; Heteronemertea; Lineidae.